CAGCCCCCAAUUGCCCCAAUUGUAGGCCCCACCCCCGCAUACAAAACCCAUUCUCCUCCUCCCCUUCCAUCCCCCUAUCUCAUCCACUUCUCCUCCACCGCCGCCUCCUCCUCCUAGCACCACCUUCUUCUUUUGAUGGAUAAGAGUGAAAGGGAGACUCAUGACUUCAUGAACGUGGAAUCCUUCUCUCAGCUUCCUUUUAUCCGCCCUGCACCCGUCAAAGAAAAGGGAAUUCGUCUCUUUGGCAUAGAAUUUGGAGGAAACGACCCAAGUGCGGCGGCUGAUGAGUCUGCGUCCGCCGAAACUAAUGAAGAUAGUAAUGCAAAAGAAAGCGAGACUAGUGGAGAUAACAAUAGAAGAUUUGAGUGUCAUUACUGUUGUAGAAAUUUCCCUACUUCUCAAGCUUUAGGUGGCCAUCAAAACGCACACAAAAGAGAACGCCAACACGCCAAACGAGCUCAUCUUCAGUCGGCAAUGGUUCACAACAGUCUCUCUGAUGCUCAUAUUUAUGGGCUGGUGAACUACAGACUAGGCUCAACUCCAACCCCACCCAUGUCUUACCCUUCAUGGAAUAGCCACGCCACUAAUUCUAGGUUUUAUGGUAGCCAUGGCUCUUAUUCUCAGCAACCCAUCAAUGGAAGUCCAUUAGGCUUGUGGCGGAUCCCAGCCGUUCAUGGUAGUGCCACUCUUCAUCGAGACCGUUCUGUGCAUCCCUUGCCUUUAUUUUCCGGCGAAGAGAUGAAGCACUCGCAGGUGGGUGGCUCUAGCACGCAGGGAAGAUACGGGUACGAGUCUAAGCCAAGCGUCCAGGAUCAUGUGAGUUUGGAUCUUCAUCUGUAAUCGAUAUAUAUAUAACUUGAACACAUGAGAAACCCAGAUUUUCUUUUAGCUGCUAAUUAGUUAAUCUCUUUAUCUUGCAAAUGAGACGAUUCUAAGAACACCCAUUAGCCUUUUCAACCUCUUCAUUCUAGUAUAAUUAAUGAAAUGAUCCAUUUCCUCUUGAA
Manihot esculenta (cassava) is the source of this 1004-nucleotide messenger RNA. Its product is annotated as zinc finger protein 8. The transcript has a single exon. The coding region runs from base 136 to 840 and encodes 234 amino acids. NCBI's taxonomy places the organism in Eukaryota, Viridiplantae, Streptophyta, Magnoliopsida, Malpighiales, Euphorbiaceae. The record is from RefSeq and is a predicted model, not a curated record. Gene Ontology annotation, molecular function: DNA-binding transcription factor activity. Gene Ontology annotation, biological process: trichome morphogenesis; trichome differentiation; response to gibberellin.